UAGUUCAACUUAACUAAGUCUAGCUUAGUCUACAAUUCAGGGCACAGCUGCUAAAAGAAGAUGGGGAACGCAGUUGGGGAUCAAAAAGAGAAGGACUCCGAGGAUAUCCAAAAACAGAAGAUUCUGGAAUCAAGGAAUGGUUAUGUCCAUGGAAAAGACAGGUUUGACGGUGAAGUGAGUCUUGACGAAGCGGAAACGGCAGAUAAAAACACUGACAGAGUCUGCAAUCCCGAUCGAGAGCUGAAGAACACGCCGUCCCAUUUGAGUGAAAUCGAUCUCGUAGCUAUGAAAAUAGAUCCCAAAGACCACACCUACCCUUUUGAGAACCUCGUUUUCGAGGGAGGGGGCAGCAAGGGGCUGGCCUAUUGCGGUGCUGUGAAGGCUUUGGAAGAGCUUGGCUUAAUCGAUCAGAUCAAACGGUUUUCCGGGGCCAGCGCAGGCGCAAUUUGUGCUUCAUUGAUGUCGGUGGGAUACGGGUCACAGGACAUGCGACGUUUCCUGAGCCAAAAUAUGUCUAAAGUGUGCCUAGAUGCCAAAUUUGGAGUACUGAGUCUUCUGCCCAACCUUCUGAGUGGGUAUGGUUGGAAUCCAGGGCUCAAACUGUAUAACUGGAUGGGAGAAGUCAUAGAAAAGAAAGUCGGCAACAAAGAUAUCACAUUUGGAGAGCUUUAUAAAAAGACCGGAAAUGAACUUUGUAUUGUUGUUACAAAUGUGAACCAUAUGGUAGAAGAAUAUUGCCAUGUGAAAACUACACCGGAUAUGCCCAUCAGACUAGCGGUGCGCAUGUCCAUGUCAAUACCAGGAAUGUUCCAAGCAACAAAAUACACACAAAACGGAGAAACAAAUACAUACGUUGAUGGUGGAUUAAUAUGUAACUAUCCUCUCCACUGCUUCGACGGAUGGUGGCUCUCGAUGGAUUCCGGUGACAGUUUCUUAGAAAAACUCCAGCCGUUAGAUGAUAUUCCAAAAUUGUUGGACAGACGGCGCAGAUUUAACCGUGCCCUCAAAGACACAUCAAAAACACUAGGCUUUUUAUUGUACGCAGACUCAGAGUCGGAUGUGUUCCGAUAUAUGCUGGAAAAGAGGAUUGGGGUACAGCCUGACACAGCUCCCAAUACUAAAUUGGCAAGGAUGAAAAUGGAAAAGAAAAAGGUCCAACAAGAAACAAAAAAAGAACAUAGACGAGUAAUGGUGGCAGUAGACGAAUUUCUAAAGGUAUUGAAUAAACACAACCUGGAUAAAGAUCACACAAUUAGUCACACAGAAUUGAAGAAUGCUUUUGAAGAUGGGGAAUUUUCUCAGAAGAGCAGGGAAAUGCUGUUUGGAAAGGAUUGUACUGCAGAAAAAGCGUUUGAUCACCUUGACGAAGAUAAAGAUGGGGAGAUAAACUUUAAUGAGUUGAUAAGCUUCAUACAAAGCACAGGAGUCAGUUUACAGCAGCGUUUCCUUGGUUACCAGAGGACGGACAUUAACGACAUUGUGGAAUACUUUGACACCCUCCAGAACACUCUUCUGACAAACAUCAAAUGGGCUUUUAUUACUGAUGAAGACUUGGAUAGGACUGUGGGAAUUAACACAUGUUAUGUUGGAACCUCAGAUUUUGAAUUGGAAGAGGCUGACAAGGACUAUGUAAUAUCACAAGGCUACAAAUCAACUAUGACCUUUCUGAGAUACUUCGUCGCUAAAUUGGAAAUGUCAAAAGCCAGCAAAACAUGUCACAAACAGGACGACAUAAUAAAUGGUGUCAUAGAAGAAAAAGAUGACCUAGCUAUAGAAUACGAACCAACCCCCUUGCUUUAACAAGUAUAAAAAAUGAGUUAAGAUAUGUAUAAAACGUGGAUAAUGGCCACUUUUGAACUCACUUUUUCAUAUCUAUGUAACUUAAUUGUACUUUGCGAUGGAAUUCAUUAUUCCAGUAUUGUAAUUACCUGAAUAUGAAUUGAUUUUGUUUUUAUUUCUAUCUGCAAGUAUCUGAUAAAUGCUAUUUUUCAGGAGCUAUCUUUGGAAAAAAAUGAUAAUUUACUAAGUUUAUGGUCUUUUUAUAUACAGAUGGAUUUAUUGCAAUAGGAUUGACUAAAAGACAAGUUCUAAUGAUUAAAAAGGCAUCCGUGAAACCAGAAAGAGGCAUUUGUAAGAAUGUGGGAAAUUUUGUGAGAGAAAAAAAACCUAUUGAAUGAAAUGCAUAUUAACUUUGUCAAGUACAUGUAUCAUUUAUGUCAAUGGCAGCUAGAUUUGCUGAAGCACAAGUUGAAUUUGCUAUUAUUAUUUUCUUAGUUGCGUUUUUAAUAUUAUAUGCAAUAAACUAUAAGUUUUAA
Messenger RNA from Magallana angulata, 2315 nucleotides. RefSeq lists its product as uncharacterized. The transcript has 14 exons. Lineage: Eukaryota; Metazoa; Mollusca; Bivalvia; Ostreida; Ostreidae. Gene Ontology annotation, biological process: lipid metabolic process. Gene Ontology annotation, molecular function: calcium ion binding. The record is from RefSeq and is a predicted model, not a curated record. Bases 61 to 1800 code for a protein of 579 amino acids.